UUAUAACAGAAGGAUUUUCAAUAGUUAAUUUUGGUAAGACAAAUUUCACGCUUGACUUAAAACUAGCUACGUGAAAAUUUUUAAUCUUCUUAGUGUAUAUUGUAGUUUAAGAAAAUGAGGUAGUUUUUUUUUCUCGCUAUUUUUUUUUAUUUUGCUAUAUUACCAUUUUAAUAAACUAUUUGGGAUUGUCCUAUUUGCACAAAAGCUUCAGUCCAAUAGGCUUUAUAUACUUUUAGCAAACUUAAAAGAAUAAAAUUGGUAAUAUUGAAUACACUAAUAGCUUGUUUUUAAAGACUUUAUCAAGUUAAAGAAAAAUAAAUAAGAAAAAUAUAUAUGUUAAAGUAAUGUUUUGUGGAUACUAUUGUGCUCUUUGAAUUGCUGAUUUGACUAUUGCAAGUUAUCUAAAUUAUUAUUAGCUUAUAUGUAUUUAUAAUGGGAAGCAGAAUUUCUCUUAUUAAUUAUUCAAUUUUCCAUUUGCAGAAUAAAACCCCCUCUAUCAGUUCCUUUACCUAAUCAGUGUCGGUCGACGUCUUGCAUACCAACGCCAAAAACUCUGACGAGAUACUGGUCGUACAAAAUUACUGAAGAUAAAGUCGAAGAGAACAACAGAGUAUGGCCUACAGGUUAUGAAUUAUCGCAAGAUCUCGAGAACGCUAGAGUAGAAAUGCUAGAGAAGAAAUAUGGAGGAAGAAAAGCAGCAGGAGAUGCCGCAAAAGUCAUCCAACACGCAUUCAGAUCUUACCAGUUGGCAAAAAAUUUUAGAAGAUUACGUUCAGUAAGCCUAAAUGGAGAGAGGAGGUUAAUGAGUACUAACGAAAAUAUGAAUAAUUCCGAGAAUAAUAUAGAAACGCUGGGAGACGUAAUUGAGUCUUCGGACGAAUACGAAACAGUAUUUAAAGAGGAAAGGACACAAGUAGAAUCACUAAUUAUACAAAGUCCAGUUGGAGAGUCUAGAGAAGAAAAGGUUUAUAAUAAUACAUCUGUUUACCUAAGAAAGAAACGGGAUAGUCAGAGUCCUUCACCCAUUUGGAAGCGAAAGAGCUCCUCGCCAGAAACUGCAGACAGAACAAGUACUGAGGCUGGAGAAACCAGCUCUGACGCUUCGAGUACUCUGAAGUAUACGUAUAACUCGCCAAGAACAUCCGAAGACGAUAGAGAGAUAAGCGAAAUCGAUAAAAAACGAUUAUAUAGAAUUGGUUUAAACUUAUUUAAUAAGAAACCCGAAAAGGGUAUAAAACAUUUAAUUGAACAUAAUUUUUUAAGACCCAACGACGAGGCUAAUACGGCCAAGUUUCUAUUACAUAGAAAAGGUUUAAGUAAACAAAUGAUUGGUGAAUAUCUGGGUACACCAGAAGGUGCUAAGGUUCUAAGAUGUCUACUCCUCAUUAUGAACUUUUCGAAUUUAGCGUUAGAUGUUGCCCUAAGAGCCUUACACUCUUACGUUUCACUCCCAUCAGAAGCUCACAAGAUUGAAAGACUUUUAGAGGCGUUUGCUCAACGCUAUGCCGAAUGCAAUGAUCAAUUAACAAACAAGUUACGAUCUGGUGCUGAUGGACUAUUUGUCUUAUCGUAUGCAAUUAUUAUGUUAAAUACCGAUCUACAUAAAGUAGCUGUACAAAGGAAAACGCAUAGAAAAAUGAAGAAAGAAGAAUUUAUUUCCAAUUUGAAAGGAUGCGAUGGUGGUGCUGACUUUGAUAUGAACCUUUUAAGAGAAAUUUAUGAAAGAAUUUCAGCUCAACAAUUAAAACCUGGUAUUGAUCAUGUCACUCAAGUUACAAAAAUUGAACAAUCUCUCCUAGUCGGAAAGAACAAUGAACGUCCGCCCACCCUUGCAGUACCACAUCGUAGAUUAGUCUGCUAUUGCAGAUUGUUUCAGUUGCAAGACGCAGCAGGAAAAAAGAAAGAUAAACUAAGUCAACGCGAGGUAUUCCUUUUCAAUGACUUGCUGCUUGUUGCUAAGUUGGUAUCGAAGGGAAAGAAGGGAAGAACACAAUACACUUUUAAAUCAGCUCAAUCAUUGUUAGGAGUUCGAAUAGAGAAUUUUGAAUCAAUUCAUUUCGAGCACGGACUUCGAUUAGUUGAAAAUGGAGAUAAACCCAUUAUGGCUUUUGUGGCCAAGAACGCUCACGACAAAGAACGAUUCUUUAGAGAUGUGGCCGAAGCCAUAGCGGAAGUUGGGGAAAUGGAAGCUUUAAGGAUAGAUGCGAACAGAUAUUCCCAUGACUCUGGUAUUGUUGAAUACGACUUAGUUCUUCAUCCUCCUUUUAGCAACGGUGCUGCAAGACCAGUCUCAAAUCCUGAAUCAAGAGGAUCCUUUGAUAGCGGUGUUCAACAAAUGGUUUUUAAUCGAAUAACGGCGCCCUCUAGUGAUACGUUGUAUACAAGUCCAUCAUCAAAUUCAACAUUUACAUCCGCCGCUACUCCUAGGAGUGCUAGCAAAGUAUCCAUUUAGAGGAAGAUAUAAACUUGAUAAAUAAAUGUAUAGAUUCAUAUAUAUAUAUAUAUAUAUAUAUAGCCUUAUAUUUAUAUAUAUACGCAUACGUUUUUCAAAAUAUUUUUCUUAGUCUGAGAUUAUUUUUUUUUAUACAAAGCAUCGUAAAAUUUUUGCGUUUUAACACUUUUUACUGAAAUAUAUUGAACAAUGACAAUGACCUUUUUUUAUUAAAUUAUAUUGUUUUUAUCAACAAAAUCUUACUAUAUCAUUUUAUUUUAGAAAUGAAAGAAUAGAACCUUCGUUAGAAAGUUGCAAAGAAAAAAAAACAGAAAUAUAAACAUUAUCUGUAUAACUCUAAUGUUUCGCUUGAUUGAAAUAGCCGUCAGCGUUCUCUUUGGUCUAGUUUUAAUGUUUUUCUAACAUUAUUCCCUUAAUCAACACAUAUAGUCAUUUGAAAUAUUUACUUUUCUCUCUUCUAAUCUACUAUUUGUAAAAAGAAAAAUAAAGCUUAUUAC
Messenger RNA from Dimorphilus gyrociliatus, 2949 nucleotides. The record is from the annotation of a GenBank genome assembly. NCBI's taxonomy places the organism in Eukaryota, Metazoa, Annelida, Polychaeta, Dinophilidae.